AUGGGUGCGACUCACCUAAAUGGAUUAGACAGCGAUUCCAGAGACUUCGACUUUGGUGUGUGGGUUGGUCAACAAUUUACUUUCAGACAAGGUACUGUCAACCAUAUUUUUAACCAGAGCAUUGAGCGCAAUUUUAAUGGUUUUAGAGACAAACUUUAUGCUUACAAAAGUAACCAACUGGAGAUAGACUACCUCAAGGAAUGUUUACAAGCUGGCCUGGAAAUGUUAAAGCUGAUGAUCGCUGAUUAUGAAACGAAAGCGGACGUUUUAUUGAAAGAACUCAAUGCUUUAAAUGAAAAAAUGAUUAGUGACACUAACUUUUCUAGCGUGAAAAUUAAUUACGACAAGGUUUUUGAUGAAGUAGACCAGCAUUGUGUUAAAAUAUUGAACCAUGUUUGUAAGGUAUAUCUCAGAGACAUUGUAUUUAAUGAUGGCCUUGAUCAGUGUGGAAUUAAGAAGGAACAAUUUAAAAAAAUGUCAGGAGAGAACCCAAUGCCAGCCUUUGGCUGUCAGGUAACUAUCCAGUCUGAACAAGAAAAACAAUUAGUGAAACAGUUUCGUAAAGAGGAAAAGCGAAUUGCAAGGCGGGAAAAAAGAGAUGAUGAUGUUUCUGGAGAUGGACUUCCAUGUUUUGAUCCUAAGGAAAUGCGGAUGCAAAGGGAGUAUGCCCUUAUGAAUGCACGAAAAGAACCUGUUUUGACAAGGGAGCGAAUGAACUAUGACUUAAUUUAUUAUCCACAUGUUUACGACUCUCAUGCAGAGGCCAGGAAGACAUCAGCUUUUAUUGGGGGUACAAAGAUGCUUUUACCUGAAGGAAUUGAGAGAGAGAACAACAAGAUAUUUGAAGAAGUUAGAAUUCCAGUGACUGAGCCAAUGUCAUUGGGCAUUGAGGAAAAACCUGUUUUCAUCAAAGAUUUAGAUGAAAUUGGGCAGCUGGUGUUCAAGGGGAUGAAGCGACUCAACCGGAUCCAAUCAAUAGUGUUUGAGACAGCUUACAACACAAAUGAAAAUAUGCUGAUCUGUGCACCUACUGGAGCUGGGAAGACUAACAUCGCGAUGUUGACUGUUCUGCAUGAAAUACGUCAGCACAUUCAGCAAGGAGUUAUCAAAAAAGAUGAGUUUAAGAUUGUGUAUGUAGCACCUAUGAAGGCCUUGGCUGCUGAGAUGACAAAUUACUUCAGUAAACGUUUGGAGGUACUCGGUGUGAGUGUCAAGGAGCUGACUGGUGACAUGCAGCUGUCAAAAGGUGAAAUUCUUCGGACACAGAUGCUUGUAACAACCCCAGAAAAAUGGGAUGUUGUAACAAGGAAGAGUGUGGGUGAUAUUGCCUUAUCCCAGCUUGUCCGCCUUCUGAUUCUGGAUGAAGUCCAUCUUCUUCACGAAGAUAGAGGACCAGUUCUGGAAAGUAUAGUAGCACGAACCCUUCGACAGGUUGAAUCUACUCAGAGUAUGAUCAGAAUUUUGGGGUUAUCUGCUACACUGCCCAAUUACUUAGAUGUAGCUACAUUUCUUCAUGUGAAUCCUUACAUUGGUCUUUUUUACUUCGAUGGACGAUUUCGACCAGUCCCUCUUGGACAAACCUUUGUUGGAAUUAAGGCAACAAAUAAGGUGCAGCAACUACAUGACAUGGAGGAGCAAUGCUAUGAAAAGGUUUUGGAGCAAAUAAGAGCUGGCCAUCAGGUCAUGGUCUUUGUUCAUGCAAGAAACUCCACUGUAAGAACUGCAAUGGCCCUUCGUGAACUGUCAAAAAACCGGGGAGAAUCUGUCUAUUUUGAACCAAAUCAAGGACCAGAUUUUGGCUAUGCUGAAAAGCAGGUGCAGAAAUCCCGUAAUAAACAGUUGCGAGAACUGUUUCCUGAUGGAUUUGGCAUUCAUCAUGCCGGAAUGUUAAGGCCAGACAGAAGUUUAGUGGAGCAGCUUUUCUCUCAGGGACUUGUCAAGGUGUUGGUGUGCACAGCUACCUUAGCAUGGGGAGUAAAUCUGCCAGCACAUGCUGUCAUUAUUAAGGGAACACAAAUUUAUGAUGCUAAAAGAGGAUCCUUUGUUGACUUGGGAAUCUUAGAUGUCAUGCAAAUUUUUGGUCGUGCUGGGCGGCCUCAGUUUGACAAAUUUGGCGAAGGUACAAUCAUCACUUCCCAUGACAAGCUCAGUUAUUACCUGAGCUUACUCACUCAGCAGAACCCAAUUGAGAGUCAAUUUCUGGAAAGUCUUGCAGACAACUUGAAUGCAGAGAUUGCCUUGGGAACGGUAACCAAUGUGGAGGAAGCUGUGAAGUGGCUGAGUUACACAUACCUUUAUGUGCGAAUGCGAGCAAAUCCAUUAGUGUACGGCAUCAGUCACAAGAUAUAUCAGAUGGACCCUGCACUGGAGAAGCACAGACAAGAGCUGGUUAUUGAAGCUGGCAGAAAACUUGACAAGGCCAAAAUGAUCCGUUUUGAAGAGCGGACUGGAUAUUUCUCUGCAACUGAUUUGGGCAGAACUUCUAGUCACUAUUACAUAAAGUAUAAUACAAUAGAGACAUUUAAUGAACUGUUUGAUGCACACAAAACAGAAGGUGAAAUCUUCGCUAUAGUAUCUAAAGCUGAAGAAUUUGAACAAAUCAAGGUAAGAGAGGAAGAAAUGGAGGAAAUGGAACAUUUGCUGGACAGCUAUUGUGAGUUGCCUGCUGCUGGUGGGGUAGAAAAUGGCUAUGGGAAAGUUAACAUCCUUCUCCAGACGUUUAUCAGCAGAGGAGAAGUGGACAGUUUUUCCCUCAUCUCAGACUCUGCAUAUGUUGCCCAGAAUGCAGCUCGAAUUGUGCGAGGUCUUUUUGAAAUUGCUCUCCGAAAGCGAUGGCCUGCCAUGACAUAUAGACUUCUUAACCUUUGCAAGAUUAUUGACAAGCGAUUGUGGGGUUGGGCUAAUCCACUUCGUCAGUUCUCUGUGCUGCCAGGAACAGUUCUUUCAAGGCUAGAAGAAAAGAAACUUACUAUUGACAAGCUAAAAGAUAUGAGAAAAGAUGAAAUAGGUCACAUACUGCAUCAUGUGAAUAUUGGGUUAAAGGUCAAACAGUGUGUCCAUCAGCUUCCUUCCAUCGCAUUGGAAGCAGCCAUCCAGCCAAUUACACGUACUGUACUCAGGGUUAGACUCAGCAUCAGCCCAGACUUCAAAUGGAAUGAUCAGGUCCAUGGAACUAUGGGUGAGCCCUGGUGGAUCUGGGUAGAGGAUCCUACUAAUGACCACAUUUAUCAUUCUGAGUACUUCCUUCUUCAGAAGAAACAGGUUAUAAUCAAGGAGCCCCAGAUGUUGGUAUUUACUAUACCAAUUUUUGAGCCUCUACCCUCUCAGUACUAUAUUCGGGCAGUAUCUGAUCGGUGGUUAGGAGCAGAAGCUGUGUGCAUCAUCAAUUUUCAGCAUCUCAUUUUGCCAGAGAGACAUCCUCCACACACAGAGUUGCUUGAUCUGCAGCCACUUCCUAUCACAGCUCUUGGAAAUCGAGAGUAUGAAGCCAUUUACAAGUUUACUCAUUUUAACCCUAUCCAGACACAAAUAUUUCACACCAUUUAUCAUACAGACUGCAAUGUUCUCCUGGGAGCUCCCACAGGAUCUGGAAAAACUGUAGCAGCUGAAAUGGCAAUCUUCAGAAUAUUUAACAAGUACCCAUCUGCAAAGGCUGUCUACAUUGCUCCUUUGAAGGCUCUUGUCCGUGAAAGAAUGGAGGACUGGAAAGUCAGGAUUGAAAACAAACUAGGCAAAAAGGUUGUGGAGUUGACAGGUGAUGUGACUCCGGACGUGAGGGCCAUUGCUCAGGCUGACCUUAUUGUUACUACUCCAGAGAAAUGGGAUGGUGUCAGUCGAAGCUGGCAGAACAGGAGUUACGUCCAGAAGGUUGCCAUUCUUAUCAUAGAUGAGAUCCACCUUUUAGGUGAUGAGAGAGGCCCUGUGCUAGAAGUCAUCGUGUCUCGAACAAACUUCAUUUCUUCUCACACUGAGAAGCCUGUGCGAGUAGUUGGUCUGUCAACUGCAUUAGCAAAUGCUCGGGACCUUGCUGACUGGCUGAACAUUAGACAGAUGGGCUUGUUCAACUUCAGACCUUCUGUGCGUCCUGUUCCACUGGAAGUACAUAUUCACGGUUUUCCAGGACAGCACUAUUGUCCUCGCAUGGCUAGCAUGAACAAGCCUGCUUUUCAAGCUAUUCGGACUCAUUCCCCUGCCAAGCCUGUGCUGAUUUUUGUGUCAUCCAGACGUCAAACUCGACUCACUGCUCUAGAUUUGAUUGCUUUUCUAGCUACUGAAGAUGACCCAAAGCAAUGGCUAAAUAUGGAUGAGAGAGAGAUGAAUGCUGUUAUUUCUACAGUAAGAGAUUCAAAUUUGAAGUUGACCUUGGCAUUUGGAAUAGGCUUGCACCAUGCUGGACUUCAUGAAAGGGAUAGAAAAACAGUUGAAGAGCUUUUUGUCAAUUGCAAGAUUCAGGUUCUUAUUGCCACAAGUACAUUGGCUUGGGGAGUGAACUUUCCAGCUCAUCUGGUGAUCGUUAAAGGGACAGAGUUUUAUGAUGGAAAAACACGUCGCUAUGUUGAUUACCCUAUUACAGAUGUUCUCCAGAUGAUGGGCCGUGCUGGUAGACCACAGUUUGAUGAUCAGGGGAAAGCAGUAAUCCUUGUUCAUGAUAUUAAAAAAGACUUCUACAAAAAGUUUCUGUAUGAGCCUUUCCCAGUUGAAUCAAGCUUGCUUGAAGUGUUAGCUGAUCACUUGAAUGCUGAAGUUGCUGCAGGAACAAUUUCAACAAAACAGGAUGCUAUGGAUUACAUCACCUGGACAUACUUCUUCCGACGUCUAAUCAUGAACCCCAGCUACUAUAACUUAGAAGACGUGACUCAUGAUACCAUCAACAAAUAUCUGUCAAACCUUGUAGAGCGGUCCCUUACAGAUCUGGAACAGUCAUACUGUAUUGAAACUGGCGAGGAUAGUCGCAGUCUUCAACCCUUGACACAUGGGCGCAUUGCCUCGUACUACUACUUGAAGCACCAGACUGUAAGAAUGUUUAAGGAGCGUCUGAAAGCAGAAUGCAGCAUAGAAGACCUGCUCUCCAUUCUAACUGACGCUGAGGAGUACUCAGAUCUUCCUGUUCGACACAAUGAAGACCAGCUGAACAGUGAACUAGCACAGCAUCUUCCAGUCAGUGUGAACCCACAUUCGUUUGAUAGUUCUCACACUAAGGCACACCUCCUUCUGCAGGCCCACUUUAGCAGGGCUCCAUUACCCUGUCCGGAUUAUGCUACUGACACAAAGACAGUACUGGACCAAGCCAUACGAGUAUGCCAGGCAAUGUUGGAUGUUGCAGCAAGUCAAGGGUGGCUGGUUACUGCUGUGAAUAUCACUAACCUUGUGCAGAUGGUGAUCCAGGCUAGAUGGAUUCAUGAUUCAUCUUUGCUGACACUGCCUAAUGUUGAACAGCAUCAUCUCCAUGUUUUCAGGAAAUGGAAUCAAAGCAGACGAAAAAGCAAAUCUGGCCAUCAGGGCCCCAUAGAAUGUCUCCCAGAACUGAUCUCUGCCUGUGAAGGAGGAGGAGGAGAGAACGCUUUCACAGACGUUUUGGGCAGUGAGUUGCAGGCCACACAGAUUGCACAGGCAUGGAACUUUCUUUCUCAUCUGCCUGUGAUUGAUGUCAGAUUAAGUGUUAAAGGCUGGUGGGAUAAUUCAGAUCAGAAGCAAAAUGAGCGUUUGCUUCCAACAGUGGUUACAAACACCCGUGAUGAGAAAAACUGGGUACAGUUACAUGCUGAUCAGGAGUAUGUGCUGCAGGUCACCCUCCGAAGAAUCCACAUGGGACAUCAUAAGGGAAAGUAUGACAGCAAGGCAGUUGCUCCUCGGUUUCCUAAAGCCAAAGAUGAAGGUUGGUUUGUAAUACUGGGAGAAGUGGAUAAGAAAGAAUUGAUAGCUUUGAAGAGAGUGGGCUAUAUAAGAAGUCGAAGCAUGAUAUCACUUGCUUUCUAUACUCCUGAAAGUACAGGAAGAUGUAUCUACACAUUAUAUUUGAUGAGUGACAGUUAUCUGGGUAUGGACCAACAAUAUGACAUUUAUUUAAAUAUUAUUCCGGCAAGUAUUUCAGCACAGGUCAACACAGAGGUUUCUGAUGCUGUAAGUGACCUGACCGUGGCAUGAUACAUCAUAUAUGAACCUGCUGAGUGGCACUGUGUGGGCCUUUUGGGUCACAUUGAAAUCACUUGAUAUUUGCCUUAUCAGAUGCAACUUCUGAUGUCUGUACAAAAGAAAUGGGAAGUGGCACCUGAAGCAGCCAUUUGCACAGACUCGCCUAUGAUGGCGUCACUUAAUUUUGCCUUUUGCAUUUUUCCUCAAAGUGAAAUAUAUUGUUGCUUUUAUUAUCCUAUUGUCAGGACUUGGAUUGGGAUCAGAAACAACACAGGAAAAUGACUGUUUAUUGAGGUUUUGAAAGUGGAACAUUUUAAUCAUAUGGUGCCAUGACCAAGCUAUCUGUGAUACUAAGCAUCUUCAUGUUAAAACUACUGAGUGGCACACUCCUUAACGUGAACACCUGUGAUGGCUUCUAUUACAUCCUAGCAGUCUCCAGAUGGAUACUCUGUGGAGUAUCACCAGUGAUGUGUUCAUAGAAAAGUGGAAACCCUGCUACUAUAGUGCUAAAUUGUGACGGGUGUGGGUAAGGGUAAUUCUUUCUUUUGUUUUCCUACAUCACUAAUUGAAGACUCUCCAGAUUCAUUAUCGCUGAAUACCGAAGAAGAUUUGAGAUGCCAUAUUUGGCAGUUGGAAAUAAUAAUAAAGACAUUAUAGUUGGUUCCAACUGUGUCUUAACACUGUACCAUGGUUUUAAUACUGACUUGAGUGAUUUAAGUUUGGUGAAGCUUCAAAAGUAUGACUUGUAACAGGGAAGUCCCUCAAAAAUGAAAGCUGUAAGCUGAAGUGCAUGCCCAUAAGAACCUAGUAAGAAAUGAUCUUAUGGUAUUAAGUGUUGUAAAGAGUAGUAUUUUUAUAUAUUAAAAAUACAGUCACAGAACGUCUCUCUCUCUCUCUCUCUCUUUCUAUAUAUAUCUUUAUAUAUAUGUAUCUAUAUACACACACACAC
Messenger RNA from Protopterus annectens (West African lungfish), 7081 nucleotides. RefSeq names its product activating signal cointegrator 1 complex subunit 3 (gene ASCC3). Lineage: Eukaryota; Metazoa; Chordata; Ceratodontiformes; Protopteridae. Bases 1 to 6144 code for a protein of 2047 amino acids. The record is from RefSeq and is a predicted model, not a curated record. The transcript has 40 exons. Gene Ontology annotation, molecular function: nucleic acid binding; ATP binding; ATP hydrolysis activity.